Messenger RNA from Lycium barbarum (goji berry), 1383 nucleotides. RefSeq names its product zinc finger protein ZAT1-like. The record is from RefSeq and is a predicted model, not a curated record. NCBI's taxonomy places the organism in Eukaryota, Viridiplantae, Streptophyta, Magnoliopsida, Solanales, Solanaceae. The coding region runs from base 30 to 1250 and encodes 406 amino acids. The transcript has a single exon.
ACUUUCUUUGUUACUUUUAUGGAGUGAAAAUGGUGGACAAUAAUAGCCAAAAAAAUGAACCAUCAAGUGUUGUACACUAUUGUAAAAUAUGUAAGAGGGGAUUUAAUAGUGCUGGGGCACUUGGUGGACACAUGAGAUCUCAUGGAGCUUCAGGGGAUUCUACUAAUAGAAACUAUGGAGAAGAAAUUAGUGAACAAAAAUAUAUGAUCAAUAACUUUAGAAAGGAUAAAUCGGAGGGUCAGAAGCAACACUCGUAUAAUCUCCGUGCUAAUUCUAAUCGAUUAAUGUUGGGCAAUCGAUCAACAAGUGAUGAUGAUCGAGAUGUUGAAAAAUCGGAGUAUUAUUAUGGUCAUGAUGUUAAGGAGAAACAUUCUUCAAGAGAAGAAGAAGAAGAUCUCGCGAAUUGUUUAGUCAUGUUAUCGAACAAAUCUUAUGAUUUGUCCGAUAAAAACAACAAGGAGGCUAAAAACAAGGCUAAAGAAGUGGAAAAAGGUAUGUUCCAAUGUAAAGGAUGUAAGAAAGUUUUUAACUCCCACCAAGCUUUAGGGGGACAUAGAGCGAGUCACAAGAAAGUUAAAGGGUGUUAUGCUGCAAAAAUCGAUGACAACAUUAACGACGACAACAACAACAAUGAUGAUGAUGAUAAUGACAUCGAUGAAGACUCGAUGAUCUCUCCUAGUGAUUUAAUUUUUCAUCAAGAAUCUAACUCUUUUCAGUCCCAAUCUCCAUCAUCAUCAAGCUCGUUUUCAAGAAAGAGAUUGAGGGUUCACCAAUGCUCGAUUUGUCAUCGCGUCUUUUCAUCUGGACAAGCCUUGGGUGGACACAAAAGAUGUCAUUGGCUAACAUCAAUUUUGCCAGAGACUACUUUUAUACCUACUUUUCAAGAAAUCCAAUAUCACAACCAAGAACAAUUACUAUACAACAAGCCCUUAUUUACCAACUCUCAUCAGCCACUAGAUCUAAAUUUUCCAGCACAAAUAGGCAAUCCAAAUGAAGUUGGACUGAAACUAUACAAUAAUCCAUUUGAACAUGAAGGCCAAAGAAGCUAUCUCCAACUAUGGACAGACCAACAAGUUGAUACUAAACAAAAUCACAAGUGCAAGGAUUCAACAAAGGAUUUGAGUAGUGAAGAAAAUUGCAAGGCAAAGAAAGCAAAAUUGAGUAACCUUAAAGAUGUGAAUUUGGAUGGAGGUUCUUCCUGGUUACAAGUAGGGAUUGGUCCAACUCCUGAUAUAGUAGCAACCCUCUAAGGUUAGUAUCCAAGUUAUUGUUUUGUUAACUACAAAUUAUAUACAGUUUAAUAUACUCUCCGUUUCCAUUUAUAUGACAAGUAUUUUGAGACAUUUUACUAAUGUUUAACAUAUAUUUAUAAUAAAAUUAAUA